Molecule: messenger RNA, 3566 nt
Organism: Protobothrops mucrosquamatus (brown spotted pit viper)
Lineage: Eukaryota; Metazoa; Chordata; Lepidosauria; Squamata; Viperidae
Gene: GRIP1
Product: glutamate receptor interacting protein 1
Exons: 26
Coding region: 127-3435 (1102 amino acids)
Biological process (GO): neurotransmitter receptor transport, endosome to postsynaptic membrane
Molecular function (GO): nuclear glucocorticoid receptor binding
Source: RefSeq, a predicted model, not a curated record
GCUGGAUUUGAAUGGUAUCAAGCUGGCUGGUCCAAUUCUUUUGCCACCAGCUGUUUGUGAAGUGUAGCUCUGGGCAAUAGCAACAAAAGAUACACGGACCGGAGCCUGUGGGCUGGUGAAUGAGAGAUGGAGCGUUUCUUGGGGUUGGUCAAGCAGAUAAGGAGAUCGAGGAGAAGAAAAGGCAAAAAGUACCGUCCGGAGGAGGAUUAUCAUGAGGGCUAUGAGGAUGUAUAUUAUUAUGCCUCAGAGCACUUUCCAAAUGACAGUCCAUAUACUAAAUCUGCAAACCAGUCAAAGCCACCUGAUGGAGCACUAGCUAUAAGAAGGCAGAGCAUUCCAGAGGAAUUCAAAGGCUCAACAAUCGUUGAACUGAUAAAGAAAGAGGGCACUACUUUGGGGCUUACAGUAUCUGGUGGAACAGACAAAGAUGGAAAACCAAGAGUGUCUAACCUUCGACAAGGAGGAAUUGCUGCUAGAAGUGACCAACUGGAUGUGGGGGAUUACAUCAAAUCUGUAAAUGGAAUCAACCUGACAAAGUUUCGCCAUGAUGAGAUCAUUAGUUUGCUCAAGAAUGUUGGUGAGCGGGUUGUAUUAGAAGUGGAGUAUGAGCUGCCACCUGCUUCUGUACAAGGUUCAGGUGUUAUUUUUAGAACUGUGGAAGUUACUUUACAUAAAGAAGGGAACACUUUUGGAUUUGUAAUUAGAGGUGGAGCACAUGAUGUCAGAAAUAAAUCCCGUCCUAUUGUAAUAACAUGUGUUAGACCUGGAGGUCCUGCCGACAGAGAGGGUACUAUCAAGCCUGGAGACAGGUUGCUCAGCGUUGAUGGAAUUCGGCUUGUUGGAACUUCACACAAUGAAGCCAUGAGUAUUCUCAAACAGUGUGGGCAAGAAGCAACUCUGCUUAUAGAAUAUGAUGUGUCAGUUAUGGAUUCAGUAACAACAGCUUCUGGACCUCUGCUUGUCGAAGUUACCAAAACCGCUGGUUCUGCUCUGGGCGUUGCACUAUCUACCUCAAUGUGUUGCAGCAAGCAAGUCAUUGUUAUAGAUAAAAUAAAAUCUGCAAGUAUAGGAGAUAGAUGUGGUGCAUUACAUAUAGGUGAUCAUAUUCUGUCUAUUGAUGGUACUAGCAUGGAAUAUUGUACUUUGGCUGAAGCAACACAAUUUUUGGCUAAUACUUCUGACAUUGUCAAACUAGAGAUCCUUCCCCAUCAUCAGACACGUCUUGCACUUAAAGGACCAGAACAUGCAGCCUUGGUAUCUUCAUCAUUCUCUCCUGCCUCCAUGAGUGCAUACAGCUUGAGUUCACUGAACAUGGGAACUUUACCUCGCAGCCUCUACUCUACUAGUCCUAGAGGAACAUUGAUGAGAAGAAGAAUGAAAAAGAAGGAUUUCAAAAGCUCAUUAUCACUAGCCUCUAGCACUGUUGGCUUGGCAGGGCAAGUUGUCCACACGGAAACUACCGAAGUAGUGUUGACAGCUGAUCCAAUUGUAGGAUUUGGAAUACAGCUCCAGGGCAGUGUGUUUGCUACAGAGACAUUAUCAUCUCCACCUUUGAUUUCCUAUAUAGAAGCUGACAGUCCAGCAGAAAAGUGUGGCAUCCUACAAAUAGGAGACAGAAUACUGGCUAUAAAUGGGAUCCUAACUGAAGAUAGCACAUUUGAUGAAGCUAAUCAGCUCCUCAGAGAUUCUUCUAUCACUAGCAAGGUCACUUUGGAAAUUGAAUUCGAUGUUGCAGAAUCUGUCAUACCAAGUAGUGGCACUUUUCAUGUAAAACUACCAAAGAGGCAUAAUGUAGAACUUGGCAUCACCAUAAGCUCUCCAUCUAGUCGAAAACCAGGAGAUCCUCUUGUUAUUUCAGAUAUUAAGAAGGGAAGUGUUGCCCAUAGAACUGGGACGUUGGAACUAGGUGAUAAAUUGCUUGCCAUAGACAAUAUUCGACUGGACAACUGUUCCAUGGAAGAUGCUGUUCAAAUCCUGCAGCAUUGUGAGGAACUUGUAAAACUAAAAAUUCGCAAGGAUGAAGAUAACUCUGAUGAACAAGAGAGCUCAGGAGCAAUUAUUUAUACUGUUGAGCUCAAGAGAUAUGGAGGACCUCUUGGGAUCACUAUUUCUGGUACUGAAGAGCCUUUUGAUCCUAUUAUCAUUUCGAGUCUUACUAAAGGUGGAUUAGCUGAAAGGACAGGUGCAAUUCAUAUCGGAGACCGAAUCUUAGCAAUAAAUAGUAACAGUCUGAAAGGGAAACCUUUGAGUGAAGCCAUUCAUUUGUUACAGAUGGCAGGAGAGACAGUGACCUUGAAAAUAAAAAAGCAGACAGAUGGUCAGAGCACAUCAAGUCCAAAUAAAUUUUCUGCCUCUGAUCAUACAAAUGAAUUAAGUGAUGCUGAAGAUGAUACAGCCACCGCACAAAAACCAGGAAAGCUAUCUGAAAUCUAUUCCAUGAUUGUCCCAAGUGUGGACAGUGCUGUAGAAUCAUGGGAUGGCUCUGGAAUGGAUAACAGUUAUGGAAGCCAAGGUCCCAAUUAUCAGGCUUCGGGAUACAACUUCAAUACCUUUGAAUGGAGAGGUCCAAAACAAAAGGGUAGUUUGUCUCCUCUGAAUAGGCCCCGAAUCAACUCCUUCCAUGAUACAGGGUUAUGUGAUGAUGACUGGGAUAAACCAAUAGCAAGUAGUUUUACAGGUGUCCCUGAGCCUGACCAGGAGGAAAACUUCUGGUCCCAAGCACUGGAGGAUUUGGAGACUUGUGGACAGUCAGGAAUUCUGAGGGAAUUAGAGGACAAGGUUGACAGGCGUCUGUAUUUGAGAAACAUGGCUCUCUUGGCUACAAUUAUGUCAGGGAGUACAGUGAGCCUGAAUCAUGAUAACUCUCAAGUUCGCAGCCAUCUAGGAAGACAAGCCAGCUUUCAGGAAAGAAGUACUUCGAGGCCACAUUAUAGCCAGACCACUCGAAGCAACACAUUGCCUUCAGAUGUGGGGAGGAAAUCCAUAGCCCUUAGGAAAAUGAAGCAAGAGAUGAAAGAAAUCAUGUCCCCAACUCCUGUGGAGUUACACAAGAUAACUUUAUACAAGGAUUCUAAUAUGGAGGACUUUGGAUUCAGUGUCUCUGAUGGCUUAUUGGAAAAAGGUGUAUAUGUUAAAAAUAUUCGGCCAGAUGGACCUGGAGAUGUAGGUGGUUUGAAGCCAUAUGACAGACUACUACAGGUAAAUCAUGUUCGGACAAGAGAUUUUGACUGCUGCCUAGUUGUACCCCUAAUAGCAGAGUCUGGUAAUAAAUUAGAACUUGUUAUUAGUCGCAACCCAUUACCUUCCCAAAAGAAGAGCUCAGAACACCAGACUUUCCCAAUAGGACAAUGGAGCCACCCAAACAAUGCCUUCCUUCAACAAAGUGGACAUAACACAGGUUCAGAGAUGAAAUGGGAACCUAUGAACACUUUAUAACCAAAAACUGUAUCAGUCCAAGAGAUUUAAAUGGUGCUAUUUUUUUUAAUAUGUCUGAUACACUGGAAACACAGAUACUAUUCAAUGUUGAGAAGCACACAGGGAAGGUUCUGAUUAUUUCUCAAGGCUCA